AUGAGAGUAGAGCCCUUGGCUUUCCAGACCCUGGCCUCAGCGCAAGCUCCAGCGCAGACCCCAGCGCCCGCUCUGCCUGGUCCUGCUCUUCCAGGGCCCUUCCCUGGUGGCCGCGUGGUCAGGCUGCACCCAGUCAUUUUGGCCUCCAUUGUGGACAGCUACGAGAGACGCAACGAGGGUGCUGCCGGAGUUAUCAGGACCCUGUUGGGAACUGUCGACAAAUUCUCAGUGGAGCUCACCAGUUGCUUUUCAGUGCCACACAAUGAGUCAGAAGAUGAAGUGGCUGUUGACAUGGAAUUUGCUAAGAACAUGUAUGAACUGCAUAAAAAAGUUUCUCCAAAUGAGCUCAUCUUGGGCUGGUACGCUACAGGCCAUGACAUCACAGAGCACUCUGUGCUGAUCCGUGAGUACUACAGCCGAAAGGCCCCCAACCCCAUCCACCUCACUGUGGACACAAGUCUCCAGAACGGCCGCAUGAGCAUCAAAGCCUAUGUCAGCACUUUAAUGGGUGUCCCUGGGAGGACUAUGGGAGUGAUGUUCACACCUCUGACAGUGAAAUAUGCAUACUAUGACACUGAACGCAUUGGAGUUGACCUGAUCAUGAAGACCUGCUUUAGCCCCAACAGAGUGAUUGGACUCUCAAGUGACUUGCAGCAAGUAGGAUGGGCAUCAGCUCGCAUCCAGGAUGCCCUGAGAACAGUGUUGCAAUAUGCAGAGGAUGUACUGUCUGGAAAGGUGUCAGCUGACAAUACCAUCAGGAAGGUGGGCCACUUCCUGAUGAGCCUGGUUAACCAAGUACCGAAAAUAGUUCCCGAUGACUUCAAGACCAUGCUCAACAGCAACAUCAAUGACCUGUUGAUGGUGGCAUACCUGGCCAACCUCACACAGUCACAGAUUGCCCUCAAUGAAAAACUUGUAAACCUGUGAA
Messenger RNA from Pongo pygmaeus (Bornean orangutan), 928 nucleotides. Its product is annotated as eukaryotic translation initiation factor 3 subunit F-like. Gene Ontology annotation, molecular function: metallopeptidase activity; translation initiation factor binding; translation initiation factor activity. Gene Ontology annotation, cellular component: eukaryotic translation initiation factor 3 complex, eIF3m. The transcript is spliced from 2 exons. Gene Ontology annotation, biological process: translational initiation. The record is from RefSeq and is a predicted model, not a curated record. Bases 1 to 927 code for a protein of 308 amino acids. Lineage: Eukaryota; Metazoa; Chordata; Mammalia; Primates; Hominidae.